Molecule: messenger RNA, 1524 nt
Organism: Anopheles nili
Lineage: Eukaryota; Metazoa; Arthropoda; Insecta; Diptera; Culicidae
Gene: Mpi
Product: mannose-6-phosphate isomerase
Biological process (GO): GDP-mannose biosynthetic process; carbohydrate metabolic process
Cellular component (GO): cytosol
Molecular function (GO): mannose-6-phosphate isomerase activity; zinc ion binding
Source: RefSeq, a predicted model, not a curated record
AUGGAAUUGGUUGGCAACGUAAAAUGCUACGAAUGGGGCAAGCUCGGCCUACAGUCGUUUGUUGCUCAGCUCGCCAAAGCGAAUAGUAAAGAGCUGGAGAUAAAAGCCGACUGUCCGUACGCAGAACUGUGGAUGGGAGAUCACAUUAAUGGGCCGGCUACCAUAAAAGGGGAUCGCACAAGUCUGGAUGAGGUUAUACGAAAAGACCCGGCUGGCAUGUUGGGAAUGGACGAAGGAAGGUUGCCUUUUCUAUUGAAAGUGUUGAGUAUCAGGAAGGCUCUCAGCGUUCAGGUGCAUCCGGACAAGGCAGAAGCGGAAAAGCUUCACCAUCAGUUUCCCGACAUUUACAAGGAUUCCAAUCACAAGCCAGAGCUGGCCAUAGCAUUGACAGAUUUUCAGGCGUUGGAUUUUCAGGCGUUGUGUGGUUUUCGGCCAUACCCGCAAAUAGCGAGCUUGUUAGCCGAAUCGGUAGAGCUUCGAGCACUACUUGGCGACGACGUUUUCCAGGAGUUUCAGAACAAAACGGAAACGGCGGUCAAAGUCGCCUACGAGCGAUUGAUGCACAGCGACCCCACCAGCAUUGAUAAGUGCAUCGAGAGCAUGGUCGGCCGGUUGCAAGAUGCCGAGCCAUCGGAGAUACAGCAGCUAUUCCUUCAACUGUAUGCCGACUUUGGGUGUGACGUAGGCGUACUCUCGAUUUACUUUCUUAACUAUCUUCGCCUGGCGCCGGGACAGGCUAUCUACUUGGCCGCGAACGUACCACAUGCCUACCUUGACGGAGAUUGCGUAGAAUGUAUGGCUUGCUCCGACAACGUGGUGCGGGCAGGCCUAACACCGAAGUUCAAGGAUGUCGACACGCUCCUCCGGCUGGUCUCGUAUAGUUGCUCUCCCGGCGAGAGUAUGCUUUUCCAACCGAAGCUGCUGCAACCAAGCGUACAACCGUACACGAGAACGUUCAUUCCUCCGGUUAAAGACUUUGCCGUGGCGGAAAUUCGACUGCCAACGAACGUCCGCGAGUAUACCGUCAGCAAUCCGAUGAACGGAUCUAUUUUGCUAAUUGUCGGUGGGAAAGGAGUGCUUGAGGUUUCAGGUGCGAAAACCGAGCUCAAAUUCGGAAAAGUCGUGUUCCUUCCGAGUAGUGCUGGACGUCUGGUUCAACUGAAUCUAGACGAGACUGAUGAACCUUUCCUAGCCUUUCAGGCCAUGCACAAUGAUUUCGAAUGAGGCCGAGUGGCGUUGUAUAUUCAAUCAUUCGUUAAGGGCUGUACGUACUGUAGCGAAUUGGUUUACUCUGAUUUUUAUUUUUGAUUGUUCCUUGCAUUGUCUGAUAAGCGAAUUUUUGUUCGAUGAAAACCAUAAAGAGAAUUGAAGUCUUUGUCAAUGUUUUAGUUACUACAUUUUUCGAAUCAUGUUCCUUUUUAUCAUUAUUAUGGACAUGUUAAUAACCAUCCGCUACACAGCGAAAAACGCACGUACCCAUUUGAUCGAACAAUUUAUUAUUUACAUAAAUAUUACACAAAACAA